Messenger RNA from Budorcas taxicolor (takin), 534 nucleotides. Its product is annotated as cytochrome P450 2C42-like. The transcript has 5 exons. NCBI's taxonomy places the organism in Eukaryota, Metazoa, Chordata, Mammalia, Artiodactyla, Bovidae. Gene Ontology annotation, biological process: xenobiotic metabolic process. Gene Ontology annotation, molecular function: iron ion binding; heme binding; oxidoreductase activity, acting on paired donors, with incorporation or reduction of molecular oxygen, reduced flavin or flavoprotein as one donor, and incorporation of one atom of oxygen. The record is from RefSeq and is a predicted model, not a curated record. Gene Ontology annotation, cellular component: cytoplasm; intracellular membrane-bounded organelle. Bases 1 to 534 code for a protein of 177 amino acids.
AUGGCCCAGCCGAGUUGUCCUGGUCCUGUUGGCGCCUUUGAAGCUUUAGCCUCAAGGGGAAAAGCUUUUACCCACCCUGAGAAGGUAUCCACCAAUACUAACAAGUACAGCCAAGUUAAUUGGCUUUUUGGCGGCCCCUCUAAGGCCAGCCAUGAGAGUCUGACGGUACACUCGGAGACGCUCCUUACCUUCAGCGCGUUUGAAGUCCCAGGCAUAGAUAUAUUAACAUCACUGACUUCUGUGCUACAUGAUGACAAAGAAUUCCCCAACCCUGAGAUAUUUGAUCCUGGCCACUUCCUGGAUGAGAGUGGCAACUUUAGAAAGAGUGACUAUUUCAUGGCUUCCUCUACAGGAAAACGUGUUUGUUUGGGAAAGGGCCUGGCCCGCGUGGAGCUGUUUUCAUUCCUGACCACAAUUUUACAAAAAUUUGCCUUGAAAUCUGUGGUUGAUCCGAAGGACCUCGACACCACCCCAGUUGUCAAUGGGCUAGCUUCUGUGCCACCUUUUUACCAGCUCUGUUUCAUUCCUAUGUGA